AUGACCUGCUCUGCUGCCACUGCCCCUUCUGGCUGUGAAAGCCUCAACGACCUGCGCUGCUGCCACGGCCUCUUCUGGCUGUCAAAGCCUCGACGACCUGCGCUGCUGCCGCAGCCCCUUCUGGCUGUCAAAGCCUCGAUGACCUGCUCUGCUUCCACUGCCUCUUCUGGCUGUCAAAGCCUCGAUGACCUGCGCUGCUACCUCUGUCUCUUCUGUCUGUCAAAGCCUCAACAACCUGCGCUGCUGCCACUGCCUCUUCUGGCUGUCAAAGCCUCGAUGACCUGCUCUCCUGCCACUGCCCCUUCUGGCUGUCAAAGCCUCGAAGACCUGUGCUGCUGCCACUGCCUCUUCUGGCUGUCAAAGCCUCGAUGA
This is a messenger RNA of Podarcis lilfordi (Lilford's wall lizard), 372 nucleotides long. NCBI's taxonomy places the organism in Eukaryota, Metazoa, Chordata, Lepidosauria, Squamata, Lacertidae. The record is from the annotation of a GenBank genome assembly.